Messenger RNA from Sparassis crispa, 1857 nucleotides. RefSeq lists its product as hypothetical. The transcript has 10 exons. Bases 1 to 1857 code for a protein of 618 amino acids. The record is from RefSeq and is a predicted model, not a curated record. Lineage: Eukaryota; Fungi; Basidiomycota; Agaricomycetes; Polyporales; Sparassidaceae. Gene Ontology annotation, molecular function: catalytic activity.
AUGUCUCACAAGUCUUUGUGUGGCAGUUCGCGCAGUGAGCUCCGAAAUGUGACUGGAGUGGUUACUGCUAAGGACAAGUACGGUGUCUGGAUACUCAGCGAAGCAUCUGACGACGUACGCGUGUCAAACGGACUCAGAGUCUAUGGAUGGUCUAUUUCAAAGCUGGUGAACAUCGGUGACAUGAUCUCGCUCUCCGGAAAGGUGUCCGAAUAUCGAGCAAACGCGAGCCCUAACGAUCUCUUCCUCACCGAAUUGGCUUCACCUCAAGAUGUCACUGUCAUUUCCCGCGACAACGUUGCGAUACCGAUUGUGAUCGGGAAGGACCGCAUUCCCCCUACUGGCAGCCUUACUGCCUUGGACAAAGGUGCAGAUGGUUGGCUCUCCGUUCCAAAUAACGUCACGCUCCUGGAACCCGUCAAUGCUACUUUGCAGCCUGACCUGUAUGGCCUCGACUUUUGGGAAAGUCUUGAAGGGCAACUAGUCGCGGUACAGUCUCCCGUGGCCGCCAGCUUCCCUGACAGGUUUGGCUCGAUCUGGGUUUAUGGAGACUGGCCAGUGACCGGGAAGAACACCCGAGGUGGUCUCACCAUCACAUUCUCCGAGACAACUGGUAUCCCUCAUGCACACCCAGAGACUAUCUUGAUCGGUCGUCCUUUCGACGGGGCUAGAAACCCGAGCACUUCUAUUGGAGCGACCCUCACGGAUAUUACUGGCAUUGUAACUUAUCAGUAUGGUUACUACUACAUCUUACCUCUCACAGCACCGAAGAUUAUAUCUGUCCCUGAAAUUGAAGUCCCAACUUCGUCUCUAACUUCGACCAAGAACCCUUGUGAGAUCACCAUUGGCGACUACAAUGUUGAUAAUAUGUCGCGCCGCUCCCGACACCUAACUCACGUCGCGGAGCACGUCGCAGACUACCUCCACUCGCCGGACGUUCUCUUCGUGCAGGAGAUUCAGGAUGACUCAGGAUCGAGUGACGACGGUACCGUAUCUGCUGCCAAGACUCUCACCACGCUCGUCUCCGCUAUCAAGAAGGCCAGUGGCGGGGUGCAUUACGCGGCUGUGGACAUCGACCCGGAGAACAACAUGGACGGUGGUAAGCCUGGAGGAAAUAUUCGUGUCGCUUAUUUGUGGCGUCCCGACAAGGUCUCGCCUGUUCCGGGUUCUCCGAUUGGAAAGGCCACAGAGGCUACAGAAGUUCUCGUCGAUGAGAAAGGCAAACUCAGUCUGACGUUGAACCCCGGACGUGUCAAUCCCACGAAUUCUGCGUGGGAGGAGACUCGUAAGCCCCUUGCAGCUGCGUGGCAGACGACAUCUGGGGAACGGUUCAUUACGGUCAACGUGCACUUCAGCUCGAAGCGCGACAGCUCCUCCGCGCAAGGCGAUGCGCGUCCACCCGUCAACGGCGUGGUAGAGCGGCGCAGCCGUCAAGUAGACGUCAUCGCUAACUUCGUGGAGAGCAUACUCAUACAGGAUGUCAACGCGAGCAUCAUCAUCGGCGGGGACAUGAACGAAUACAUCCAGACACGCACUGUCUUCGCCCCCUUUGUGGGGCUGCUCACGGACAUUAACGAUGCCGCCGGCGUGCCGCAAGAGGAGCGCUAUACAUACGUGUACGACCAGAACAUGCAGGAGAUCGACCACGUGUUCCUGUCGGCUGCGGUAGCACGACGCGCGCCGCUAGUCGAGCAUGUACAUGUGAAUACGUGGGCGGCGAGCCUCUCUGCUCGCGCGAGCGACCAUGACCCGAGUGUCGCGAAGGUAUGGGUGUGUGAGCCGGACAAUGAGGAUGCAUCAUCCGACAGCAGCAUCGUUCUUGAGUAUACAGACUACGUCGAGGGACAACUUGUCCUAUAA